AUGAAUCCCAGCGAGCUCCAAACGGUGAAGUUCGCCCACGUUGUGGACGGCAAUUUGUUGCAGAGCAAGAAGUCUGAAUGCUGCAAGGACCCGAGAACCAACGAGCCGCUUUGGAAUGUUCCAGUUGCAGGCGAAGAAGAGCUGCAGAUCGCGGUUACUGCAGCUCAGAAUGCCUUUCCGGUUUGGUCCAAGAAGCCGGCCACCGAACGACAGGGCGUCUUAAGACAGCUGGUGGAUGUACUUCGCGAGCACAAAGAGUUUUUGGCAGCAAUUGUUUCAAAGGAGACCGGAAAAUCUGCAUUCAUGGGCGGGUUGGAGAUCGAUCAUAGCAUUGGGUUUCUCGAGUACAAUGAGGGCGAAGCAUCUCAGGAGAUUUCGGAUGAAAUAGUCCACGAAGACGACACUGUGCAGAUCGUUCAGACGCACGUUCCAUUGGGUAUCGUUGGAGCGAUAUGUCCCUGGAAUUUCCCGCUGGUCCUUGCAAUCGCCAAGGUCGCUGCAGCUAUAGUGACGGGGAACUGCAUUAUUGUGAAGCCAUCACCCUUCACUCCAUACAGCAUAUUGAAGUUUGCAGAGAUCGCGACAAAGAUCGUCCCCGCGGGUGUUUUCCAAGCCCUGAAUGGCGACAACUCACUAGGAGCUAGCAUGACAACCCACCCAGGAAUCCAAAAAAUCAGCUUCACUGGCUCGACCAAGACGGGCAAGAAGAUAAUGGAGGCUGCCAGUGGAACACUGAAGCGGAUCACGCUUGAACUCGGUGGCAAUGACGCGACGAUUGUCUGCCCCGAUGUGGACGUGAGCAAGGUCGCGACCGAAGUUGCGAAUGGAUGUCUCUUCAACGCGGGUCAAAUGUGCGUCGCGACAAAGCGGGUCUACGUCCACGAAAGCAUCCGUGAAGAAUUCUUACAGCGUUUUGUGGAAGCGGCGAAGGUAUUCACAGAACAGCCAACCAUGGCACCUCCUAUUUUUGGCCCGGUGCAGAACCAGAUGCAGUAUGCCAUCAUUCAGGGAUUGAUUGAGGAUUGCAAGGCUACGGGGUGCAACAUCAUCGCGGGGCAAAAUCAAUCGCCUAAUGGUCUUUUCAUAGAACCAACUAUUGUGGAUAACCCAUCUGAUGACUCUCGGAUCGUGAAAGAGGAACAAUUUGGUCCGAUCAUCCCCAUCCUAUCCUGGAAGGAUGAAGAGGAGGUGAUUAGGCGUGCCAAUGAUACCGAUGCAGGACUUGGCGCGUGCGUCUGGUCCAAAGAUCCGACUCGUGCUUUGUCAAUCGGUCGACGUCUGGAAGCCGGGUCAGUCUGGAUCAAUAGCUCUGAAAAGCCGAGUCCAGUUGCCUACUUUUCCGGACAUAAGCAGAGUGGCAUCGGUGGCGAAUGGGGCCGUCAAGGUCUUUUGUCCUAUUGCAACACACAGUCAAUCCACAUCUACAAAUAG
This is a messenger RNA of Penicillium maclennaniae, 1431 nucleotides long. RefSeq names its product aldehyde dehydrogenase family protein. The coding region runs from base 1 to 1431 and encodes 476 amino acids. Lineage: Eukaryota; Fungi; Ascomycota; Eurotiomycetes; Eurotiales; Aspergillaceae. The record is from RefSeq and is a predicted model, not a curated record. Gene Ontology annotation, molecular function: aldehyde dehydrogenase (NAD+) activity. The transcript is spliced from 4 exons.